Messenger RNA from Exophiala xenobiotica, 622 nucleotides. RefSeq lists its product as uncharacterized. Lineage: Eukaryota; Fungi; Ascomycota; Eurotiomycetes; Chaetothyriales; Herpotrichiellaceae. The transcript has 2 exons. The coding region runs from base 1 to 579 and encodes 192 amino acids. The record is from RefSeq and is a predicted model, not a curated record.
AUGUCUGCCCAGCUUGCUGCUGGACCCGAAAUCGUCGAUAUCUCGUCAUCUGAAGCACAUACUGAAGCAUCAGACGACGUUUCUGAGUCUGGCUCCUCGGAUGAUGCCCAGUCCACCACAGCUCAUACUCUAGAGGAAGCGAUCAUAUCUGCAACAGCUUCUCGCGUCAAGCAAGUCCUGCUAAAUAUUUGCUACAAGAACGCAAUAUGCCGACACCUUGCCAGCGAGGAGCUGCUGGUGUCAACAUAUAGUAGUGUUCCGGCGACCGAAAACGGCGGCAGUAAGAAACGAGUCCGCAAGGCGUUCGAGAUGUGUUGUCAAUGCGAGGAAGAAUACGAUGUUCUCGAGAAUGAGAAGACCAAAGGUCUGUGCGUAUAUCAUCCUGGCUAUAAAGACCUCGAUACUGAGGCCGACAUCUGGGCUGAUCAUGACCCUAGUUGCCACGGCAAUCCUCAUGAUUUUGACGACGAUCCUGACUACGCAGAGGGUUUCAAAUGGGAUUGUUGUGACGAAGACGCUAUCACCGAGGGAUGCAAGACGUCGAAGCAUCGGCCGGACCCCAGCAAACGGAGGAAGUGAGAUUCUGUAAAGCAGAAGAUAUAGCAGUACAUUUGUAGUAGAC